Trichechus manatus latirostris (Florida manatee) is the source of this 3879-nucleotide messenger RNA. RefSeq names its product non-SMC condensin II complex subunit G2 (gene NCAPG2). The transcript has 28 exons. Bases 156 to 3578 code for a protein of 1140 amino acids. NCBI's taxonomy places the organism in Eukaryota, Metazoa, Chordata, Mammalia, Sirenia, Trichechidae. Gene Ontology annotation, biological process: mitotic sister chromatid segregation. Gene Ontology annotation, cellular component: nucleus; condensin complex. The record is from RefSeq and is a predicted model, not a curated record.
CGAGGCGCAUUGGCGGGACGAGAGGACGUAGGCGGGACGCGCGCUUUUCCGGGCCAGCCCUAAGCCGCAGGCGCGCUCCAGCUCUCGCGAGAGCGGCGCUUCCUGAAAGCGAGGGUUAUAAAAUAAAUGACAUGUGAAAAUCAGUUUCAUCUGCCAUGGAAAAACGUGAAACAUUUGUACAAGCGGUGUCUAAGGAGUUUGUUGAAGACUUUUUGCAAUUUGUUCAACUUCAUAAAGAUGCCUCUGACCCUUUCAAUCUAAAUGAGUUAUUGGAUGAAUUAUCAAGGAAACAGAAAGAAGAACUAUGGCAAAGGCUCAAGAAUUUAUUAACAGAUGUGUUGUUAGAAAGCCCAGUGGAUGGGUGGCAGAUGGUAGAAAUCAAGUGUGAAGAUGACAUGGAAAUAGAACAUGAUUCAAAAAUGAAGAAAAACAUAGAAAUAAUUCAUGCAGUUACAUCUGUGAUUAUUACUUGUGUAUCUGUAAUAAAUGAAAAUGAGAACUAUGAAGCCUUACUAGAAUGUGCUGCCAUAUUAAAUGGUGUUUUAUAUGCAUUACCUGAAUCUGAACAAAAACUACGGAGUUCCGUUCAGGAUUUGUGUGUUACUUGGUGGGAGAAAGGCCUAUCUGCCAAAGAAGAUAUGGGAAAGACUGCUUUUAUCAUGUUAUUAAGGAAGAGUCUUGAGACUAAAACAGGUGCUGACAUAUGUCGGCUUUGGCGUAUUCACCAAGCUUUAUAUUGCUUUGAUUAUGAUUUGGAGGAAAGUAGAGAAAUCAAAGAUAUUCUACUUGAGUGCUUCAUAAGUGUUAAUUACAUCAAGAAAGAAGAGGGAAGAAGAUUUCUUAGUUCUCUCUUCAAUUGGAAUAUAAACUUUAUUAAAAUGAUCCAUGGGACCAUUAAAAACCAGUUACAGGGAUUACAAAAAUCUUUGAUGGUACACAUUGCAGAAAUCUAUUUCAGAGCUUGGAAAAAGGCUUCAGGGAAAAUAUUGGAGACAAUUGAGAAUGAUUGCAUUCAGGACUUCAUGUAUCAUGGAAUCAAUCUUCAAAGAAAGUCUCCAGUGCAUUCAAAAGUACGAGAGGUGCUGAGUUAUUUUCACCAUCAAAAGAAAUUUCGACAGGGAGUGGAAGAGAUGCUUUACAGAUUAUAUAAACCCAUCCUUUGGAGAGGAUUAAAGGCCAGAAACUCUGAAGUUCGAUCAAAUGCUGCGUUGCUGUUUGUUGAAGCAUUCCCUAUUAGGGAUCCAAACUUUAAUGCUGUUGAAAUGGAUAGUGAAAUCCAGAAACAGUUCGAAGAACUAUAUAGCCUUUUAGAAGAUCCUUAUCCAGUGGUCCGUUCCACAGGGAUCCUUGGUGUUUGUAAAAUAACGUCCAAAUACUGGGAAAUGAUGCCUCCAACCAUUCUUAUUGAUCUUCUAAAGAAAGUAACUGGGGAACUAGCUUUUGAUACAAGCUCAGCUGAAGUUCGUUGUUCUGUCUUUAAGUGUCUGCCAAUACUUUUGGAUAAUAAACUAAGCCACCCAUUAUUAGAACAGCUUUUGCCAACGCUAAAAUACAGUCUCCAUGACAAUUCUGAGAAAGUGAGAGUGGCUUUUGUUGAUAUGCUGCUGAAAGUUAAAGCUGUGAGAGCUGCUAAGUUUUGGAAAAUAUGCCCUAUGGAACAUAUUUUGGUUCGUCUGGAAACUGAUUCUCGGCCUGUGACUCGGCGCCUGGUAAACCUCGUCUUCAGCUCUUUCCUGCCUGUGAAUCAGCCAGAGGAAGUGUGGUGUGAGCGCUGUGUCACCCUGAUCCAGAUGAACCAUGCAGCUGCCAGGAGGUUCUAUCAGUAUGCCCAUGAACACACUGCCUGCACUAACAUAGCAAAGCUGAUUCAUGUUAUCCGUCGUUGCUUAAAUGCCUGCAUCCACAAAGCAAUAAGAGAGUAUCAAGAGGAGGAUGAAGAGAGGGAAAAGGAGAACGUGAGUGUUCUGGACCAAACACUGUCAGUAAAUGAUGUUGCAUCCAUGGCGGGUUUAUUAGAAAUCAUUGUAAUUCUCUGGAAAAGUAUUACUAGAAGUAUGGAAAGUAAUAAAGAAGCCAAAGUUUACACCAUUAACAAGUUUGCCACUGUGCUUCCACAGUAUCUUAAAGUAUUUACGGAUGAUCGCUGUAAGACUCCUGUAUUUAUGCUAAUGUCCUUUGUGCCAGCCUCUGCUGUCCCUCCCUUCAGCUGUGGUGUUAUUUCCACAUUAAGAAAUCAGGAAGAAGGAGCUGUAGAUAAGAACUAUUGUACUUUGUUAGAUUGUCUUUGCUCCUGGGGACAAGUGGGACGUAUUCUGGAGCUCAUUUACGAUUGGUUGCCAGAGGAACAGUCCCAAAGCAAGAGUAAUUCAGCUUCUAAACGUAAAGUGCAAAUUCAUGAUACACGCCCAAUAAAACCUGAAUUAGCCUUAGUUUACAUAGAGUAUUUGCUGACUCAUUCAAAGAAUCGAGAAUGCUUGCUAUCUGCUCCCAGAAAGAAACUGAACCAUCUUCUGAAAGCACUUGACACAUCAAAGGUAGAUCUAGAAUCAAUUUUGCAGUCACCCUGUGAAAACCCCCCUAACUUCAGUCAAGCAACAGCCCUGCAAGCUUUCAGUCUCCAUUGUCGACUGAGUGUUCAUCUUCAGCACAAGUUUUGCUCAGAAGAAAAAGUUUAUCUGUCCAUUUUGGAAGACACUGGAUUUUGGUUAGAAAACAAAGUUUUAUCUAUUAUCCAAGAGCAAGAAGAAGAAUAUUUGAAGCUUCAUAGGGUCAUUUAUCAGCAAAUCAUCCAGACCUAUCUGACUGUGUGUAAAGAUGUGGUGAUGGUUGGCCUUGGUAAUUGUAAAUUUCAGUUACAACUUUUACAACGAAGUCUUAGAAUCAUGCAAACAGUGAAGGGAUUUUUUUAUGUUUCAUUACUUCUUGGCAUUCUGAAAGAGAUAACUGGAAGUUCCUUAAAUCAGAAACCAGAUUCAAAUGAAGAAGUUGUAACACUUUUUGACGCAGUUCAGAAAGUAUUUCAGAAUAUGUUGGAAUGUAUUGCACGGGGCUUCAAAAAGCAACCAGAAGAAGGCCUGCGGCUACUUUAUUCUGUUCAGACACCUCUGCAUGAGUUUAUUACCACCAUUCAGUCUUGGCACAUGAAUAAGCCCGUUCACCGGGGAGUGCUUUCUACUCUGAUUGCUGCACCGGUGGUGGAGAUAAGUCACAAACUGCGAAAGGCUUCUGAUAUGGAAGAGCUUACUCCACCAGAGUGUCUUGCAGACCUUCCACCGUUUUCAAGAUGUUUAAUAGGAAUAAUAAUAAAGACUUCCAGUGUGGUCAGGUCAUUUUUAGAUGAACUAAACGCAUGUGUUACUUCUGACGACAUUGAAGGCAUUGUAUGUCUGACAGCUGUUACACAUAUUAUUUUGGUUCUUAAUAAAGGUAAACAUAAGAGUUCAAAAGUGAAAGAGGUUGGAGCCGUCAUUCAGAGAAAACUAAAGACAUUCAUGGAAAUAACUUUGCAAGAAGAUAGCAUUGAAAGAUUUCUCUAUGAAUCAUCAACAAAAACGUUGGGUGAACUUUUGAAUUCAUGAACAAGCAGACAUCUUUGGAUAUGUAGAACUAGAAAAAAAGGACUUACAGAAAAUAUUUGAAAUGAAUGUUUAUUUUCCUAGAGUAUUUAGAAAACUAACAGGGAAGGGGUGGGAUUUUUUGGCAGGUGUGGGGAAGAAGCUGUGAGUAGAAAAUUCAGAAGUUCUUAAAAUUUGUCCAGUACCUGCAUAAGUGAUACAUUUAAUGUAUGAGAGCCUAGGUGGUUAUCAGUGGUGUAGAAAUCAAUGGUGCAAAGAAAGAAAAAGGACAGGUUUUCCUAGAAGACUUUGUUGUUCCAAAUGA